Messenger RNA from Musa acuminata AAA Group (dessert banana), 336 nucleotides. RefSeq names its product cypmaclein-like. Bases 1 to 336 code for a protein of 111 amino acids. The record is from RefSeq and is a predicted model, not a curated record. The transcript is spliced from 2 exons. NCBI's taxonomy places the organism in Eukaryota, Viridiplantae, Streptophyta, Magnoliopsida, Zingiberales, Musaceae.
AUGGCUCCCUCCACGCCCGUCGUCGCCGGCCUUCUACUCUUCCUGCUCGGGUUCUGCCUCGUCGAUUCGCGCUCCGUCUACGACCAUCAUCACCAUUCGGUUGUGGCCAACGGAAGAUGGCUUCUCCAGGCGGCGCCGGCCGUCACCAUCGACUGCGGGGCGAAGUGCUCGGUGCGCUGCAGCAAGUCGUGGAAGCGGAAGAUGUGCAACAAGUUGUGCGGGGUUUGCUGCAGCAAGUGCAACUGCGUGCCGCCGGGCACGUCGGCGGAGACACGCGCCAUGUGCCCCUGCUACGCCACCAUGACCAACCCUCGCGGCAAGCUCAAGUGCCCGUAG